Molecule: messenger RNA, 387 nt
Organism: Aplosporella prunicola CBS 121167
Lineage: Eukaryota; Fungi; Ascomycota; Dothideomycetes; Botryosphaeriales; Aplosporellaceae
Exons: 2
Coding region: 1-387 (128 amino acids)
Source: RefSeq, a predicted model, not a curated record
AUGGCCGGUCUCCCGUCCCCGCGACCCUUCUCCACUGCCGCCCGCGUGCACCCAACCUUCCAAGCCCACCUCAACCCGACCUUUACUCCGCACCACGCCGCCCCCAGCGCCGCCAGCAUCGCCCACAUGCACGCGACUCUGCGCCCCGCCGCCCGCAAAAUGCCCAAAUGGUUCAUGCCGGUGACGGCCGCCUUGGCUUUCGGCGUCGCCGCGACCUCGUACCUCGACCGCCGCUACAGCCCAACGCGCUCUGCCGCCGGCCUCUCGCAAGCCGAGGCCCGCUCGCUGGCCCAGAACGAGCGCAACGCCGCACUGAUGGCGGCAUAUGGCUCGCGCGACUCCCUCGAGGACAUGCAGAAGGCCAUUGAGCUCUACGAGGUACAAUAA